Oikopleura dioica is the source of this 522-nucleotide messenger RNA. NCBI's taxonomy places the organism in Eukaryota, Metazoa, Chordata, Appendicularia, Copelata, Oikopleuridae. The record is from the annotation of a GenBank genome assembly.
AUGAAUCUAUCAGUCGCAGUACUGCCACCUGCCUUGCGCUUUUCGCCUUCAGAAUCAAAACAGAUCCUGACCCUCUUCAAUGCAAACGAUGAGCCGGUUAAAUACAAGAUGCUUUGUACAUCGAAAGAUGGCUUUCAAAUUUCGCCUUCAAAAGGUGAAAUUGAGCCGAACAAACGAAUCGACAUCGCAGUCAGAGCCAGGAAAUUGACACUUUCUUCGGAAGAAAAGCUCAGGGUUGAGUUUUACUCGAUGACAGAUAAAAGCAGACGAAACGCGAAAAACGUGAAUUUAAUAUUGGACGACGAUAAGCCGCCAGAGCCGCGCCCUGUGCCGCGGGUUUCAGAAACACCCGCAGUUCAAGUGAAAACCGACCAAAACCAUUUUUACUACAUGUUUUUCGUGUCGAUUUGUAUCGCUGUCCUUUCACAGUCAAAUUAUCUGCCAGAAUUCACCGAAGCUCAGCGACUGAUAGCCGCCUAUGUGCUCGGCAUGAUGACCAUUCUUCUCAUUCGAUCAGCCUAA